Messenger RNA from Sphenostylis stenocarpa, 1929 nucleotides. Lineage: Eukaryota; Viridiplantae; Streptophyta; Magnoliopsida; Fabales; Fabaceae. The record is from the annotation of a GenBank genome assembly.
AUGGCGACUAUGUACGGAAGGUUAGGCAGAAGAAACAUACUCCAACAACUUCCUCGAAUCCUCUGUCGUCAUAUCCAUAACUCGUCACGGCUACACCAAUUCAACAAAUUUAUAUCCAAUCUGAUUCGAAGUGGUAGAUUAAGCGAAGCGAGAGCACUCUUUGAUUCCAUGGAGCACCGAAAUACCGUUACUUGGAAUUCCAUGAUCAGUGGAUACGUGCAUGGGAGAGAGAUCGUCAAAGCACGCCAACUGUUUGAUGAAAUGCCCCAAAGGGAUAUCGUGUCCUGGAAUCUCAUUGUUUCUGGUUACUUUUCGUGUCGUGGAAGUAGGUUUGUUGAGGAAGGACGAAAGCUUUUCGAGCUAAUGCCCCAGAGAGACUGUAUCUCUUGGAACACGGUCAUCAGUGGGUAUGCUAAGAAUGGUAAGAUGGAGCAGGCUUUGAAACUCUUCAAUGCCAUGCCGGAGCGUAAUGUUGUGUCCUCCAAUGCUGUGAUCUCUGGUUUCUUGCUGAAUGGUGAUGUGCAUUCGGCGGUUGGUUUUUUUAAGAAGAUGCCUGAGCGUGAUUCAGCUUCUCUUAGUGCCCUUAUUUCAGGGCUUGUUAGAAACGGGGAAUUGGACAUGGCUGCUGGGAUUCUGCAUAAAUUUAGGAGUGAGGAUGAUGGGAAGGAUGAUUUGGUGCAUGCUUAUAACACUCUGAUUGCAGGUUAUGGCCAAAGAGGUCAGCUGGAGGAAGCACGGCUUCUUUUUGACGAGACUCUGGAUGAUCGAGGUGGUGAGAACAAGGAUCAACGGAGGCUCAGGCGAAAUGUAGUCUCAUGGAAUUCAAUGAUGAUGUCCUAUGUGAAAGCGGGAGACAUAGUUUCUGCCAGGGAACUAUUUGAUAGGAUGGCGGAGCGUGAUACUUGUUCUUGGAACACUGUGAUCAGUGGCUAUGUUCAAAUCUCGAACAUGGAUGAAGCUUCAAAGCUUUGCAGGGAAAUGCCAAGUCCUGAUGUACUUUCGUGGAAUUCGAUAGUUUCUGGGUUUGCACACAAUGGUAACUUGAAUCUUGCUAAAGAUUUCUUUGAGAAGAUGCCCCACAAAAACCUGAUCUCAUGGAAUACGAUGAUAGCUGGCUAUGAGAAAAAUGAAGACUAUAAGGGUGCUAUUAGGCUAUUUUCUCAGAUGCAGCUUGAGGGAGAGAGGCCAGAUAAACACACAUUAUCUUCAGUUAUCAGUGUGUGUACUGGGUUGGUGGAUCUUUACCUAGGCAGGCAGAUACAUCAGCUUGCCACGAAGAUUGUUCUUCCUGAUUCACCGAUAAAUAAUUCCCUUAUUACCAUGUACUCGAGGUGUGGGGCAAUAGCUGAUGCAUGCACUGUAUUUAAUGAGAUAAAACUUUAUAAAGAUGUGAUCACUUGGAAUGCAAUGAUUGGAGGCUAUGCAUCUCAUGGCUUAGCGGCAGAAGCUCUAGAGCUUUUCAAACUCAUGAAAACGUUUAAAAUUCACCCUACCUAUAUAACCUUCAUUUCGGUUUUAAAUGCAUGCGCCCAUGCGGGACUAGUUGAAGAGGGGAGGAUGCAAUUCAAAUCCAUGAUUACUGACUAUGGUAUUGAGCCGCGGAUUGAACACUUUGCUUCCCUUGUUGACAUCUUGGGACGACAGGGGCAGCUUAAGGAGGCUAUGGAUUUGAUUAACACCAUGCCAUUUAGACCUGAUAAAGCUGUAUGGGGUGCAUUACUAGGUGCUUGUAAAGUGCAUAAUAAUGUAGAAUUGGCCCUAGUAGCAGCUGAUGCUUUGAUCAGACUUGAACCAGAAAGUUCAGCUCCAUAUGUGUUGUUAUAUAAUAUGUAUGCUAAUUUAGGACAAUGGGACGACGCUGAGAGUGUGAGAAUGUUGAUGGAAGAAAAGAAUGUCAAGAAGCAAGCAGGGUAUAGUUGGGUAGACUGA